GGCCGAGGCGCUGCGCGGCGACCCUCGGUACCCUGCGAACAUGGCGCUGCGAGCGGCGCGGAGCGUGCGGGCUGUGGCCUGCAGCCUGCGCUCGGCCUCGGCGCCCACCGCGCGCUGCCCGCCGCGGCCCUGGCGGCUGGGGGCGGGCGCCGUCCGCACGCUGCGCACUGGACCCGCUCUGCUCUCAGUUCGUAAAUUUACAGAGAAACAUGAAUGGGUAACAACAGAAAAUGGUGUUGGAACAGUGGGAAUCAGCAAUUUUGCGCAGGAAGCUUUGGGAGAUGUUGUUUACUGUAGUCUGCCUGAAGUUGGGACAAAAUUAAACAAACAAGAUGAAUUUGGUGCUCUGGAAAGUGUGAAAGCUGCUAGUGAACUCUAUUCUCCUUUAUCAGGAGAAGUAACUGAAAUUAAUGAAGCUCUGGCAGAAAACCCUGGACUUGUUAACAAAUCUUGUUAUGAAGAUGGUUGGCUGAUCAAGAUGACACUGAGUAACCCUUCAGAACUAGAUGAACUAAUGAGUGAAGAAGCAUAUGAGAAAUACAUAAAAUCUAUUGAGGAGUGAAAAUGGAACCCCUAAAUAAACUAGUGUGAAAUAACUUAACCCAGCAUAGUUGUCUUAAAUUAGUGAUGGAUAGACGACUUAAAAUAGCAACUAUUCUCAACACUGCUAAUGAAAGAAAAUACUCCUUAACUUUCUAAUGAUUGUAGAUAAACAAAAUAUGCAUCUUUUUCGUAAUACCCUAUGAUUUUUAUAGACUAGAGGCUAGUAUUCAGAAUUCAUCAAAUUAUCUGUGGUAAAAAACUAGUUAUAAAAAUUAUGUAAUUCAAGGAUAACAUUGUUAUCUUAAGCCUUAUAUAAUACUGUAACUUGCUUAUAUCCAUACCAGGAUUGGGGUUGAAAUACUUAAUGGUCUUUCCACUGGAAAUAACUAGGAGUGAAGAAGCUUUCUUGGUUGUACAGUAUCAAAUGAAGAACGUUAUUAUCUUAAUUUUGCAAUAUACUGCAUUUGCUGGUGCUAUUUUUAUACAGUGAGCAACAGCCUUGCAGCAAAACAAUAAAAUAUUCACCUUCUUUAUUAA
Molecule: messenger RNA, 1080 nt
Organism: Lemur catta (Ring-tailed lemur)
Lineage: Eukaryota; Metazoa; Chordata; Mammalia; Primates; Lemuridae
Gene: GCSH
Product: glycine cleavage system protein H
Exons: 5
Coding region: 41-562 (173 amino acids)
Biological process (GO): protein lipoylation; glycine decarboxylation via glycine cleavage system
Cellular component (GO): cytoplasm; mitochondrion; glycine cleavage complex
Source: RefSeq, a predicted model, not a curated record